AUGGAAACCUUAGAACACACCAACAAACUCAUACGGGGGAGAAACCAUUUAAAUGUAUUGAUUGUGGAAAGUGCUUCAGUAGAAUUGAACACUUUAGAACACACCAACGAACUCACACAGGGGAGAAACCAUUUAAAUGUAUUGAAUGUGGAAAGAGCUUCAGUCAGUUUGGAAACCUUAGAACACACCAACGAACUCAUACGGGGGAGAAACCAUUUAAAUGUAUUGAUUGUGGAAAGUGCUUCAGUAGAAUUGAACACUUUAGAAUACAUCAACGAACUCACACAGAGAAACCCUUUAAAUGUAUUGAAUGUGGAAAGAGCUUCAGUGGAAGUGGACACCUUAGAAUGCAUCAAGGAACUCACACGGGGGAGAAACCAUUUGAAUGUAUUGAAUGUGGAAAGAGCUUCAGUCAAAGUGGAUCACUUAGAAGACAUCAACGAACUCACACAGGGGAGAAACCCUUUAAAUGUAUUGAAUGUGGAAAGAGCUUCAGUGAAAGGGGAAACCUUAGAACACACCAACGAACUCACACGGGGGAGAAAUCAUUUGAAUGUAUUGAAUGUGGAAAGAGCUUCAUUCAAUGUGGAAACCUUAGAAUACAUCAACGAACUCACACGGAGAAACCCUGUAAAUGUAUUGAAUGUGGAAAGAGCUUCAGUGAAAGGGGAAACCUUAGAACACACCAACGAACUCACACGGGGGAGAAACCAUUUAAAUGUAUUGAUUGUGGAAAGAGCUUCAGUGAAAGUGGAGCACUUAGAAAACAUCAACGAACUCACACGGGCGAGAAACCAUUUAAAUGUAUUGAAUGUGGAAAAAGCUUCAGUGGAAGUGGACACCUUAGAACGCAUCAAGGAACUCACACGGGGGAGAAACCAUUUGAAUGUAUUGAAUGUGGAAAGAGCUUCAGUACAAGUGGAACCUUUAGAAUACAUCAACGAACUCACACGGGUGAGAAACCAUUUGAAUGUAUUGAAUGUGGAAAGAGCUUCAGUACAAGUGGAAACCUUAGAACACACCAACGAACUCACACGGGGGAGAAACCAUUUGAAUGUAUUGAAUGUGGAAAGAGCUUCAGUCAGUAUGGAAACCUUAGAACACACCAACGAACUCAUACGGGGGAGAAACCAUUUAAAUGUAUUGAUUGUGGAAAGUGCUUCAGUAGAAUUGAACACUUUAGAACACACCAACGAACUCACACAGGGGAGAAACCAUUUAAAUGUAUUGACUGUGGAAAGAGCUUCAGUGAAAGGGGAAACCUUAGAACACAUCAACGAACUCAUACGGGGGAGAAACCAUUUAAAUGUAUUGAUUGUGGAAAGUGCUUCAGUAGAAUUGAACACUUUAGAACACACCAACGAAUUCACACAGGGGAGAAACCAUUUAAAUGUAUUGAAUGUGGAAAGAGCUUCAGUGGAAGUGGAUCACUUAGAAAACAUCAACGGACUCACACGGGGGAGAAACCAUAUAAAUGUAUUGAAUGUGGAAAGAGCUUCAGUGGAAGUGGAUCACUUAGAAAACAUCAACGGACUCACACUGGGAAGAAGCCAUUUAAACGUAUUGAAUGUUGAAAGAGCUUCAUUGAAAAGGAACACCUUAGGAAAAAUCAGCUAA
This is a messenger RNA of Podarcis lilfordi (Lilford's wall lizard), 1617 nucleotides long. NCBI's taxonomy places the organism in Eukaryota, Metazoa, Chordata, Lepidosauria, Squamata, Lacertidae. The record is from the annotation of a GenBank genome assembly.